AUGUCGACUCACACCAUCAUCCCAGUUGACAAAAAUUGGACCUUCAAACAAGCAGAUCAGAAAGAUGCCAAAUUCCUCCCUGUCGCCCAAUUUCCAACCAACGUCCACUUAGAUCUCAUCGCCAACAAUAUCAUUCCAGAUCCCUUCAUUGGCAAAAAUGAAAAUGAUGUUCAGUGGAUCGGUGAGGUACCUUGGGUUUACAAAACUAGCUUUCCAUCACCCACUAUCUCUACAGAUGAGCGGCGAACUGUCACUGCUAUUCUCGCCUUCGAUGGACUAGAUACAUUUGCCACCGUCAGAUUGAAUGGGAAAGAGAUACUGAAGACUGAAAGCAUGUUCAUCCCAGAACGCGUUGAUGUUACCACGCAUCUGAAGAAAGAAGGUAGCAAUGAGCUAGAGAUUACUUUCGAAAGUGCUUAUCUCAAGGGCUGUGCUCUUGUUGAGAAAUAUCCAGAUCACCGCUGGGGAUGCUGGAAUGGUGACAACUCGAGGCUAGCUGUUCGAAAGGCACAGUAUCAUUGGGGCUGGGAUUGGGGGCCAAUGCUAAUGACUUGCGGGCCUUGGAGACCGAUAAAUCUCGAGAUAUUCUCGUCCCGUGUAGCGGAUCUGUAUUUUACUUCUGAGGUCGACAAAUCUCUCAAGUCUGCAAAGUUUCAUGCCAAAGCUGAUAUCGAAGGCGAUGCAACUGAAGUUCGAUUUGAGGUCUCUCUCGACGGCAAGACCGUAGCAUCAGAAACCGUUCAGGCCGCGAAAGGCCAUGCGUCUCAUAACUUCGUACUAGAAGACCCAAAACUUUGGUAUCCCAUUCGUUACGGAGAGCAACCUCUCUAUUCGGUAACCGCCACUCUGAUUCAGGAAGCAUCGGAGCUUAGCACUCAAUCAAAGAAAUUCGGGCUAAGAAGAGCUCAGAUCAUUCAGAGGCCCAUGAAAGAGCAGCCAGGAACGACUUUUUUCUUUCAAAUCAACAACAUCCCAGUGUUUUGCGGAGGUAGCGACUGGAUUCCUGCGGACAACUUCAUUCCCAGAAUUACCAAGGAGAAGUAUUAUGACUGGGUGAAGUUGGUAGCAGACGGAAACCAGUUUAUGAUUCGUGUGUGGGGAGGUGGCAUCUAUGAGGAGCAAGCCUUUUACGAUGCUUGUGACGAGCUUGGUAUUCUCGUCUGGCAGGACUUCAUGUUCGGUUGUGGAAAUUACCCUGCUUUUCCGGAAUAUCUAGAGUCAGUAAAGAUCGAAGCCAAGGAGAACGUCAAGCUUCUUCGACAUCAUCCUUCAAUCGUCAUCUGGGCUGGUAAUAAUGAGGAUUAUCAGUAUCAAGAGUCUGAGAAUCUCACCUACGACUUUGAAAACAAAGAUGCUGAAAGUUGGCUCAAGACUGAUUUCCCGGCGAGGUAUAUCUACGAGAAAAUUCUCGCGGAUGCCUGCAAGGACUUGAUCCCGGACACGUUUUAUCAUUUCGGUAGCCCAUGGGGUGGUAAGGAUACCAGAGAUCCGACAGUGGGCGAUAUUCAUCAAUGGAAUGUCUGGCAUGGAACCCAGGAGAAAUACCAGAAUUUUGACAAACUGGUCGGCCGUUUCGUCUCUGAAUUCGGCAUGGAAGCAUUCCCCAACAUCAAAACAAUCGAAGCUUUUCUUCCACUUGGUAAGGACGAUCCUGAUCGAUACGCACAGUCGUCCACAGUCGAUUUCCACAACAAGGCCGAUGGUCAUGAGCGACGGAUUGCUCUCUAUCUGGUCGAGAAUUUCCGAUACGCACCGGAUCCGCUAGAGCAAUUUAUCUACUGCACACAACUCAUGCAGGCAGAAUGCUUGGCUAGUGCUUACCGGCUGUGGAAGCGACAAUGGAAGGGGCCAGGACGAGAGUACUGCGGUGGUGCUCUUGUCUGGCAGAUCAAUGAUUGCUGGCCUGUGACAUCUUGGGCGAUUGUGGAUUACUGUCUUCGUCCGAAACACGCCUUUUAUACCGUCAAACGCGAGAUGGCGCCAAUAUCGCUGGGAGUAACUAGGACAGAACAUUUAGUACCGAAAGAUAAACACACCAAGGCUUUCGUUGAGAAGACGACAAAGAUCGAGAUUUGGGGAUCUAAUCUCACCCUGGAUGAUCUAACUGUCGAUCUGGUCGUCAAGGCUUUCGACGCGAUAUCCGGGAAAGAGACAUAUUCGAAAACCAUCGAAUCAUCCUUCCUCCUCCCCGAGAACCGCAGUACCGAGAUGGCCGACUUUCUCGUUCCUGUGAACAAAGCGAAUUCCGACGAAGAGAUGCGGACCGUCGUCGCGGCCUACCUCUUCCAGGACGGUCGGCAAAUCGCGCGAUAUGUCAACUGGCCUGAGCCGUUGAAGUACGUGCAUCUCCAAAAACCGAAGCAGCUUCGUGUUUCAUUGAGCGAGGAUGCGAAGGUUGUUGAGGUUAGCGCGGAGGUCCCGAUUAAGGGUUUGGCUGUUGAAUGCGAGGAUGAUGGAGUUGUGUUUGAUGAUAAUCUGGUUGAUGUUGUGCCUGGGGAGGUUGUUUAUAUUGGUGUCAGAGGGGCUAAUAAGGCGUCGAAGAUUACUGGUAGGUAUCUUGGUAUGGUGUGA
Molecule: messenger RNA, 2571 nt
Organism: Glarea lozoyensis ATCC 20868
Lineage: Eukaryota; Fungi; Ascomycota; Leotiomycetes; Helotiales; Helotiaceae
Product: (Trans)glycosidase
Exons: 2
Coding region: 1-2571 (856 amino acids)
Biological process (GO): glycoprotein catabolic process; carbohydrate metabolic process
Molecular function (GO): beta-mannosidase activity
Source: RefSeq, a predicted model, not a curated record